Pseudophryne corroboree (corroboree frog) is the source of this 4261-nucleotide messenger RNA. RefSeq names its product calpain 15 (gene CAPN15). NCBI's taxonomy places the organism in Eukaryota, Metazoa, Chordata, Amphibia, Anura, Myobatrachidae. Gene Ontology annotation, biological process: proteolysis. The coding region runs from base 428 to 3451 and encodes 1007 amino acids. The transcript has 13 exons. Gene Ontology annotation, cellular component: cytoplasm. Gene Ontology annotation, molecular function: calcium-dependent cysteine-type endopeptidase activity. The record is from RefSeq and is a predicted model, not a curated record.
CCAGUCAUUAUGGAGCAGGACCAUGGAUUUCCCAGUGACAGCUUAUAGCCAGAGCUGUGCACCAGUAAUGUCCAAAUUCCAUUUCCCCCAGUGGGGCGCACACACUAUGCCGGCACGUGUGCCUGGAUGAAAUGUGUGACGUGUGUGUGUGUGUGUGUAUGUGUUGUAUGUGAGCGUGAGCUGUGUGAGAAGGAGGCGGCGGCUGCCGGGACUUGUAGUCCACGGCGCUGAGUGAGUGCAGGGCGGCGCUGGCGUCACUGUGCCGGCGGGGGGAGCUGCUGAGCUCCGGAGACCCGGAAAUAGAGGAGAGGAAGGAAACCGGGAGAAGAGGGACCGGCGGCGCCCGGACCGGCUCUGGGAGUCCUGAAGACCACAGGAUGAGGUUCGCGUUGAGCUCCUGCCUGGACCAGAUGAAAUUGUCUUCCCAAUGGCUCAUGAAGAAAUUGGCGUAGCUCGGUGCUGCUUAGAAGCUGAGCUUCCGGUUCAGAUGGCGGCCCCCUCUGCCUGUGGGCAGUGGUCAUGCUGCCGCUGUACCUUUCUGAAUCCCCAUGGGCAGCGACACUGCUCCAUCUGUGAAGCUCCGCGCCACCUGCCAGACCUCAACCACAUCCUGCGCCUGAGCUCGGCAGAACAACGCUGGUCCUGCAGCCGCUGCACCUUUUCCAAUCCUACUCCCAGCAACCCUUCACCUCCUCUCACUGGCUGUCAGCUUUGUGGGUUCUUGCCACCUCCACCUGUACCCAAUGGCAUCCCAAGUGCACCACACGAGGAGGCCGUAUCCCCCGUCCAGGAGUCGGAACCGGAGGACAUGACCACCUCUAGUCUCCCGCCUGCAGCAAGUGCAGGUUGGAGCUGUCCUCGUUGCACUCUACUUAACACUCCGGUAUCCAACUCCUGCUCAGCAUGUGGUGGCCCACGCAAAUUGUCCUUGCCCAAAAUACCUCCAGAGGCACUGGUGGUUCCAGAAAUUGUCCCACCGCCUGCUGCCUUUCAAGGCACGGAUGAACAAGCAACAGUUUCUCUCCGUGAGCCAGAUUCCCCACGACCGCUGCCUCCGCUGCCACUAUCACCCGGUCCACAUAAUAUUCCCGUUCCAAGAAGUCGAAGGGAGGUGGCACCGGAUAAUCCGCUCUCUCCUCCUUCUGCUCCAAAUCGGCUUCCUAAACGCCUGAGCGUCUUGGAAGAAGAAGUAAUGACAGCUGAUGCUACACCAACCUCUACUGAGCCACAAAGUCCAGACACCAGCUGGCCGUGCGGGAAAUGCACUUUGCGCAACCUUGGCAGCACCAGUAGAUGCCGAGUCUGUGGGACAGUUCGGGAAAGUGAGAGAGAGAAUGGUCCAACCGUAACUGAGGCCCUACCGUCGCCCUCCAGCAUUCCAGUCCUCCCCGUACCUGCUCCCCGUAGGGCAGAGUGGGCCUGUCCGGCUUGUACCCUCCUAAAUGAGACUCACUCCACACACUGUGUAGCCUGCCACACACCGCAAGGCUACCUAGCACAGCACCGUAAACAGAGGACACGGAUGCUCCGGCGGAGAGAGAGUGUCCGGGCCGAGACCAAACGGCAGACGGAUGAAGGAGAGGCCAAGGAGCUUUGGGAGAACAUUGUCAGCUUUUGUCGAGAGAACAGGGUCAAUUUUGUGGAUGACAGCUUCCCUCCUGGUCCCCGAUCCGUCGGCUUUCCAGAGUCUGAUAGCGUCCAGCAGCGUGUGAAGCAGUGGCUGCGGCCGCAAGAAAUCAACUGCAGCAUCUUCAAGGAUCGCGCGGUGAAGUGGUCCGUCUUUCGAACUCCGAGACCGUCUGACAUACUGCAAGGGUUGCUGGGAAACUGUUGGUUCCUGAGUGCUUUGGCUGUGCUGGCAGAAAGACCAGAGCUGGUGGAACGGGUGAUGAUCACCAGGACUAUCUGCCCAGAAGGUGCCUACCAGGUGCGGCUAUGCAAAGAUGGGACAUGGAGCACAGUCCUGGUGGACGAUAUGUUGCCGUGCGAUGAAUCUGGAUAUUUACUCUUUUCCCAGGCCCAAAGAAAGCAACUCUGGGUGGCUCUAAUUGAAAAGGCCCUGGCUAAGCUUCACGGCUCGUACUUUGCCCUGCAGGCUGGCCGUGCCAUUGAGGGCUUAGCCACUUUAACGGGAGCUCCUUGCGAAAGUCUGAUGCUUCAGGUCAGCUCGACCAACCCCCGAGAGGAAACGGUGGACACGGACCUCAUCUGGGCCAAAAUGCUGAGCUCCAAGGAAGCAGGGUUCCUAAUGGGAGCUUCCUGCGGAGGAGGAAACAUGAAGGUGGACGAUGCAGCUUAUGAAAGUGUUGGGCUUAGACCUCGACACGCUUAUUCUAUACUGGACGUAAGAGAUGUCCAUGUCCACGGUUCUCGCCUUCUCCGACUUCGUAACCCUUGGGGCCGCUUCUCUUGGAACGGUAGCUGGUCGGACGAGUGGGCUAUGUGGCCGUCCUCACUGAAACAUGAAUUGAUGCCUCACGGAAGCAGCGAGGGCGUCUUCUGGAUGGAGUAUAGUGACUUUAUCCGGUAUUUUGACUCUGUCGAUAUCUGCAAAAUCCACACGGACUGGCAUGAGGUCCGAGUCCAGGGCACCUUCCCGAACAAGGCCUCUGUCCCGGUGACCGUUACGUCUCUCACGGUGGUGGAGCGCACAGCUGUGGAGUUCUCCCUCUUCCAGGAAGGCAGCAGACGAUCGGACACGGUGGACAGUCACCUCCUGGACCUCUGCAUCAUGGUAUUCCGGGCGUCCCACGGGGGUGCUGGGAAGGUGAUGUUGGGCAGGCUCAUGGCACACAGUAAAAGGGCAGUGAAGAAGUUUGUGGGCUGCGAUGUAAUGCUGGAGCCCGGCGAGUACGCGGUGGUAUGUUGUGCGUUUAACCACUGGCACACUGUGAAUCUGGCUGGCUCAUCCACAGUUCAAGCUUCCAGUCCCACAGGUAGCAGUAAUAAUCGCCGCUCAGUAGCAGACCCCAUGGGGUAUAUUUUAGCUAUUUAUAGUUCCCGGCUUGUCAUGGUUGAACAAGUGGAGGCCCAACCAACAACGCUUGCAGAUGCCAUUAUCCUGCUGACAGAAGACAAGGGGGAACGGCAUGAGGGCCGUGAGGGGAUGACCUGCUAUUAUCUGACACACGGAUGGGCCGGGCUCAUUGUGGUUGUGGAAAAUCGUCAUCCCAAGUCCUUUCUGCACAUCCAGUGUGACUGCACAGACAGCUUCAAUGUUGUGUCCACCAGAGGCAGCCUCAAAACCAGCGACAGUGUCCCCCCUCUUCACAGGCAGGUGCUGGUCAUCUUGUCCCAAUUGGAGGGCAACGCUGGCUUCUCUAUUACGCACCGCCUGGCACAUCGGAAAGCUAACCAGGCUUCUCUGAAUGACUGGAUGUGCAGCAAAGGCACCCACAGCCCCCCUCUGUCCCCUGAGGUGUCUGGUCUACAUGGCCCCCGACCACUCUGACACACAUCCACAAGGAAACGUCCCGUGGGAGGACGGGGCUUUGACUACCCAGGUUCAGUGGGAGCACUUUACAGACUAAACAAUUCCCGGAAAACUACACUUGAAAUCUACUCAGGAAUUUUAUCCUGUGUAAACAGGGACCCUACCCCAUCCCGGAAUUCUGCCCGUUACCCCCGUAUAGUUUAAAGGGCCGCACCGUAGAAAAGAUAGUACACUUUUGUUCCUCAACUUUAAAUUGGAAAGAUUUGUCCUUUUUGUGUUUGUUUGGCCUAUGUUUUUUCUUUUAAAUUAUGUUUUCGUUUUUUUUUUUGUUUUUUUUUACUUUGUGCGUCCGUCACCUUCACAGUGGAGGCAGUGUGACUUGGAGCGAGUGACCACAACGGGUCAUGAGUUGAUAGGCUGCAUUCUCAUUACCAUUGGUCCAACCCACUGUGAGUAGCUGGCGGCCACACCAUAACUACUUUGUCAUCCAUCACUGCAAGAUGUGUAUUCCUCAAGUUCUCCUUUUUAAGAUGCGUAUUUUAAUAAGUCGUCGUAUAUCUAACACACCCUAUUUAUGGCUGCUAAUUCCCUCUCAUCAGUGACCACAGGGAAAACUCUAAGGUCAUUAAAUAUUUGAUAAUAUGCAUGGGCACAGGCUUUACCUGAAACAGGUGAGGGGAAAUUGUGUCAAUAGACUGCUUUCUUCAUUCUCUACUAUAGCAACAGCCGGGCAUCCUGCUACAACCCCAGAUCUGCACAUCCCAAUGCCUGCUGAAGUCUUACUGAUCACACGGAGCUUAUAUUCCAUAUAUCGGGGGGGGGGGGGGG